Messenger RNA from Fusarium sp. VM40, 1542 nucleotides. NCBI's taxonomy places the organism in Eukaryota, Fungi, Ascomycota, Sordariomycetes, Hypocreales, Nectriaceae. The record is from the annotation of a GenBank genome assembly.
AUGUUUAGAUCGAUAGGGAUAAGGCCCUUUACAAGGCUAAGCAGUAGUCGCUGUGCAUCACGAACAAGCUUGUUCAACCCUUGCGUGGCCAGGAGCUUCUCAUCCACCAUUCGUCGAUACCAGAAUGAGACUGAUAUUGAGACCGAGGUCGAGAGCGAGAGAAAAUGGUCUACACCUUUAGCCAAGCAACUCUCUGCUGCUAUUUCAACAACUGGACCUGUUCCGUUGGCGAGCUACAUGCGCAUGUGCUUAACUGGUGAUAUUGGAGGAUACUACACAGGAGCCAUUGGCGAAGGUCGAGAUCAAUUUGGUACAAAGGGAGACUUUGUCACGUCACCAGAAAUCUCUCAAAUCUUUGGCGAGCUCAUGGGCAUCUGGUUUAUCGCUGAAUGGAUCAGCCAGGGUCGCCCGAAGCAGGGUGUUCAGCUCAUCGAGGUUGGACCUGGUCGUGGCACUCUGAUGGAUGAUAUGCUUCGAACUAUCCAAAGGUUCCCUGCUAUGGCCAAUAGUAUCGACUCUGUCUACAUGGUUGAGGCUAGUCGAGAGCUCCGGGAUGCUCAGAAACAACUCCUUUGCGGAUCUGAUGCAUCAUCCACAGAGUCAGAGUCGGGUUUUAGCUGUCCCAGCAAGUAUAACGGCAAACACAUUGUCUGGACUGACUCAAUCAAAUCCAUCCCAAUCGGAUCUGACAAGAUGCCCUUUAUAACCGCUCAUGAGUUCUUUGAUGCUCUCCCUAUCCAUAGCUUCCAGUCCGCGCCCGCUCCUCCCCAACCAAAGGCUCACUCGCCUACUUCUCCUCCUCAACCACCACCUGAAAACAACAAGCCCACUAUGGAAUGGCGAGAGAUGAUGGUCUCGCCAACACCACCAGGUGUUACUCACGCUCAACUCGGCACACCGAAAUCACAGCAGCAUGAGCCACCUCCUGAGUUCCAACUCAUCCUCUCUUCUACCCCCACUCGUCACUCUCGCUUCCUCCCUGAGACAUCAACCCGGUACCGCAAGCUCAAGAGCAUGCCCGACUCAGUUAUCGAAGUCUGCCCAGAUGCGUCCAUCUUCGCCACAGACUUUGCAACCCGCAUCGGUGGCUCGGAAGAGCAUCCCAAGGCCAAGCCUAGCGGUGCUGCCCUGAUCCUCGAUUACGGAACUUCAGAUACUGUCCCCAUCAACUCUCUCCGUGGUAUCCGCCACCACAAGCGCGUAAGUCCCUUUUCUGCGCCUGGCCUAGUUGACCUGAGUGCCGACGUCGACUUCACCGCUGUCGCCGACGUGGCCAUGUCAGCUAGUGAAGGCGUUGAGGUCCACGGCCCUGUAAACCAGGGGGACUUUUUAGAGGUUAUGGGUAUUCGCGAGCGCGCUGAGCAGUUGACCAAGACUCCUGGCGUAGCCAAGGAAACUGUCGACAAGAUCGACGGAGCUUGGAAACGUCUAGUUGACAAGGGUCCUGAUGGCAUGGGAAAGUUAUAUAAGGUGUUAGCCAUUCUGCCGGAGAACGAUGGUCGAAGACGUCCAGUUGGGUUCGGAGGUGAUGUCUCAGGUUAG